AAGCAAAAAAGAAAAUGAAAAUUCAAUUAUUAUACUAGCAAUAUAGGCUUAGCUUUCACUAGUCUACCUCUGUUUUCUUUUCUCAUUGAUCGAGACGUUUUUUUUUGCUAGUGGCUUACAAUAUUUCAAAUGAACAGACACAUCUACAAUAUGUUUGCAUAUGCAGUUCUUCAAAAAAACCUAAACAGUUGCAUUUGAUGUUUUCCAAGCUGAGCCAUGUUUCAUUUCCAAACACCAAAUAUUAAAUGAUUUUUGAAUUGCAUCAAAGUUGUCAAUUUUUUUAUUUAUAUAUUUAUUUAAAUCGACUUAUGUAAUCGAUUGUAAAUGACUAGCUCGAAUACAAUAUUAGUCUGAAGCAUCAUUUGGAAGGCCAACUAAGUUUUUUAAUGAAAAAGACCAUUGAUAGGAUAAAGUCUACAAUUCUGCAGAUAUUGUUGAUUCUGUAACAAAUAUUUUGCAUUAAUUGAAGAAGAGUUUCGUCCAGUUCACCAACUAUCGACAAUAUUUGAAGCUAUUAUCAAAAAUCUCCAUAAAACAUGACAUUCUCUAAUUAUUUCAUCAUUUUUGUUUCUUUUAUUAAUUGCCUCUAAGGCGCUGUUUGCACGGGUGAGGUGAUAGUAUAACACGUUUCGAUGUUUAUACUUACCAUUUAAAUUAAUUUACUGACCUUUAAAUGUAUUAACAAACCAGUUAUUUUAAUAACUGACCAUUUAAAUAAUUUACUGAUCAUUCAUUUUUUACUGACCAUUCAUUUAUUCUACUGAUCAUUUCAUUUAUUUUACUGACCAUAAAUUAUAUUCCCUUUAUUAAUUACGUACGAUGACGUACAUUUCAACUCUACUAAAUUCUUUUUUUGAAGUCUACUAAUUCAAAAUGUAAGAUAUAAAGAUAGUCGAAAAGAAAAACAAAAAAAAAGAACAUAUAUCAAUAGUUAUUCUAUGAUAAAUUAAAUAAUAAAGAAAACCAAAUAGAAAACACCUCAGUGUCAAAAUAAGAAAUCCGAAAACAAGUCAAAAUUUGGAACGAUGUUAACUUUGCAAAAAUUCAAAUGAACUUUUCAUUUUUUUUCUCUCUUGUUUUAUCCUCUCUCUCCUUUCUUUCUCGAUUUCAGUCCAUCCAUUACGUGGGAGUUCCAUUGAUAUUCAUCCGAAUGCUCGAUGGCAACAAAAUGGUAUCACUGUAGCUGGAGGAAAUCGACAAGGCAAUGGAAUCAAUCAACUAUCAAACCCAUUGGGUUUGUAUGUUGAUGAUGAUCAAACAAUCUAUGUUGCUGAUACAUGGAAUCACCGUAUUGUGGAAUGGAAACGAGGUGCAACAAGUGGCCAAGUGGUUGCCGGUGGAAAUGGACAAGGAAGUGGAGAUCAUCAAUUGUCUUACCCACAAGAUGUGAUUAUCGACAAAGAGAGAGAUAGUCUCAUCAUAUGCGAUUAUUUGAAUGGAAGAGUGGUUCGAUGGCCUCGUCGAAAUGGGACAAGUGGAGAAACAAUCAUCUCCAACAUCUUAUGUGUGGGUUUGACAAUGGACGAGAAUGGAUCUCUCUAUGUCACUGAUGUUGGAAAACAUGAAGUGAGACGAUAUCGAAGAGGAGAAUCUCAACGAACAGUGGUUGCAGGUGGCAAUGGAAGUGGAAAUCGUCUCGAUCAACUCUCUCGCCCACGAUACGUAUUCAUCGAUCAAGAUCAUUCAGUGUACGUAUCGGAUUGGAACAAUCAUCGUGUGAUGAAAUGGAUGGAAGGUGCAAAACAAGGCAUUGUCGUGGCUGGUGGUCAAGGAGAAGGAAAUGAUCUUACACAAUUGUCAUCUCCUGAAGGAGUCGUUGUCGCUCAAUUGGGCACUGUCUAUGUGGCUGAUGAAUGGAAUAAUCGAAUCAUACGUUGGCCUAAAGGAGCCACACAAGGAACUGUCAUUGUUGGUGGAAACGGUAGUGGAGGACAAUCGAACCAACUCAAGGGACCCGUCGGCUUGUCAUUUGAUCGACACGGGAAUCUCUAUGUCGUCGAUUGGAGAAAUCAUCGAGUACAAAAAUUCAAUCUCGAAUUCAAUGGAUAG
Messenger RNA from Rotaria sp. Silwood1, 2049 nucleotides. NCBI's taxonomy places the organism in Eukaryota, Metazoa, Rotifera, Eurotatoria, Philodinida, Philodinidae. The record is from the annotation of a GenBank genome assembly.